AGGUACUGUCGGCGCAGCUAAGUGGGCAUAAAUAAACGGGAGCAUCAGCGCCUGGCAUGAUCAACCAGCUGCUUGCCGGAACCAUGGCGUCCCUCCUGCUAGCAAUAGUUCUGCCCUUCGGUCUCAUCCUUAUCUCCACGUACGCCUUCCAGCUGAUGGCCAACGCUCGCCGCCGUCUCCCCCCUGGCCCCUUGCCGCUGCCGGUCAUCGGCAACCUCCUCACCAUCGGACGGGGCAGCCCUCACCGCUCCCUGGCUCGCCUCGCCGAGCGCUACGGCCCUCUGAUGUCCCUCCGGCUCGGCGUCGUCCACGCCGUCGUGGUCUCCUCGUCGUCCGCCGCGCGCGAGGUCCUCCAGAGGCACAACGCCGUCCUGGCCGACCGCCCCGUCAUCGACGCCUGGCUCGCCAACGGGCACCGCGCCAACUCAAUCAUCGCGCUCCCGCCGCACGCCAAGUGGCGCGCCCUGCGGCGGCUCUGCGCGACGGAGCUCUUCGCUCCCGGCCGGCUGGACGCGCUGGGGCCGCUGCGGCAGCGGAAGGUGAGCGAGAUGCUGCUCCACGUCUCAGAGCAGGCGGCGCCCGCGGCCAUGAACAUCCUGUCGCGCAUGAUGUUCUCCGUCGACCUCGACUCGGGGCCGCCGCCGUCACCUGGUGGUCGGCGCGGGCUCAGCGACGCCGUGAAGGAGGCCACGAUCCUGGCCGCGACGCCGAACGUCUCCGACUUCUUCCCGGCGAUCGCGGCGGCCGACCUGCAGGGUCUGCGGUGCAGGAUGGGGCCGCUCGUCGCAGAUGCACACAAGAUACUGGACGAGCUGUUUGCGCAGCGGCUGCUCGAUCGGGAAGCUUGUGAGCCGCCCAAGAAUGAUAUGCUAGACGCGGUGCUUGACAAGGAACAUGAAUGGCAGCAGGAGGGCUCUAUGAUCAAUCGCUCUACAGUCAAAGGAUUGUUUACGGACAUGUUUGUUGCGGGAUCAGAUACAAGCUCAACUACAGUUGAGUGGGCAAUGGCCGCUUUACUAAAGAACCCUCAAGUGAUGGAGAAGGUGAAGGGGGAGCUCAUGAGAGUUCUUGGCAACAAAACACAAGUCGAGGAAUCCGACAUCGCCCAGCUUCCCUAUCUUCAAGCUGUGGUAAAAGAAGUACUUCGACUCUACCCUUCGGUCGCGACGACAUUUUAUCGCGCAGAGGCCACGGUACAAGUGCAAGGAUACACCAUUCCUGAAGGAACCACCAUCAUACUCAACAUAUGGGCAGUUCAUAGAGAUGCUGACGUAUGGACUGAUCCGGAAAAAUUUAUGCCUGAAAGGUUCAUGGAUGGAGGCAGUGACUUUUCGAGUAAGGACUGCAAGCUAAUUCCAUUUGGUGGCGGGCGUCGCAUCUGCAUUGGAUUGCCGCUAGCGUAUAGAACGGUCCAUUUGAUUCUUGCGUCGCUGCUGCAUCAAUUCGAUUGGAUACUUCCUGAAGAGGCCAUGGAAAAUGGUGUUGAUAUGACCGAGAAGUUUGGACUUGUGAUUUCUAUGGCUACUCCAUUAAAAGCGAUCGCCAAGAAGCGUGACAUGUGAAUGUAUGUUACAAUAGUCAAAAAAAGUGUGGUACAACAGAAAUUUUAGAAGUAAUAAAUUGAAAUAGUGGAUUGUAAAACUGUGAAACUUG
Molecule: messenger RNA, 1653 nt
Organism: Setaria italica (foxtail millet)
Lineage: Eukaryota; Viridiplantae; Streptophyta; Magnoliopsida; Poales; Poaceae
Product: geraniol 8-hydroxylase
Molecular function (GO): oxidoreductase activity, acting on paired donors, with incorporation or reduction of molecular oxygen; iron ion binding; monooxygenase activity
Source: RefSeq, a predicted model, not a curated record